Leopardus geoffroyi (Geoffroy's cat) is the source of this 6935-nucleotide messenger RNA. It is a transcript of the gene CHIC1, whose product is annotated as cysteine rich hydrophobic domain 1. The coding region runs from base 203 to 868 and encodes 221 amino acids. Lineage: Eukaryota; Metazoa; Chordata; Mammalia; Carnivora; Felidae. The record is from RefSeq and is a predicted model, not a curated record. The transcript is spliced from 6 exons.
AAGCGUACACAGAUUUUGUUCCUUUCCCCCUCAUGCCCCCGCCUCCAACCCUCAUCGUCUGCCUCAACACGCAGGCGCAUCUCUUCAAAUCCUGUCCCUUCCCCCGUCCGCUUUCUCUUCAUUUCGUUCCCCCUCCUCUUCCAGCACCUCGGUAGGUUCAAACUCUUCUCCGUGAGGGUGGCGGCGAUCGAGAGGUCACGUGAUGAGCAUCCUGCUGCCCAACAUGGCGGAGUUCGACACCAUCUCGGAACUAGAGGAGGAGGAAGAAGAAGCGGCAACGUCGUCGUCGUCGCCGUCGUCGUCGUCGUCGGUAUCGGGGCCUGACGACGACGAGGAAGAUGAGGAGGGGGAGGAAGAAGAGGAGGAGGAGGAAGAAGAGGAGGAGGAAGAGGAGGAGACGCCGCCCCCACCUCGGGUAGUGAGUGAGGAGCAUCUGCGGAGAUAUUCCCCCGAUCCUGUAUUGGUGCGGGGAGCCGGCCACAUCACUGUGUUUGGCUUGAGCAACAAGUUUGAUACUGAAUUUCCCUCCGUUCUAACAGGGAAGGUGGCCCCAGAAGAAUUUAAGACCAGCAUUGGCCGAGUGAAUGCAUGUUUGAAAAAGGCUCUCCCAGUCAAUGUGAAAUGGCUGCUCUGUGGUUGUCUCUGCUGCUGUUGCACACUGGGUUGCAGCCUGUGGCCUGUUAUUUGUCUCAACAAAAGAACCAGAAGAUCAAUUCAGAAGUUAUUAGAAUGGGAAAAUAACAGAUUAUAUCACAAGCUUGCUUUGCACUGGAAGUUGACUAAAAGGAAAUGCGAAACUAGCAAUAUGAUGGAGUAUGUUAUACUAAUAGAAUUCUUACCAAAAUAUCCCAUAUUCCGACCUGACUGAGGAAUUUUAUUCAGUCACUUCUGUGUUACUUGUCAUUUCCUACCCUUAGUGCCUUGUAGAUGAUUUUGGAAUGAAGAUGGUCUCCUUUGCUCUGUUCAACUUAUUCUUUAUUUCUUAUUCUUAUUCUUUAGAAUAUUCUCCUUACUCUUUUAUUUAUGUUGGUUUUAGAAGAAAAUUUGCACAUCUUUUUUUGUUGUUAAAUGAGGCUUGUGUUUUGCACUUUCAAUUUUUAAGUAAAUACACAGAGACUUAUAUGUAUAUAUAUAGUUGCCACUAAAGAUAAAAAACAUCAGUGCCGGUGUUUCAAAAAAAAAAAUUUGUUCUGAGCAUGCUGCCUUAUAAUUUUCAUACUCACUGUUUCUUAAAUAUGCAUCAUUUUUCUAGGCUAUUUAAUGCUCUGUAAUCCCUUACUGGACAUAAGUAAAUAAGCUUUUGGUAGCUUUUAGAAAUGGUUUUACUCUUACUUGCUUUUAAAGGACAUGCGAUUAAUAGCACUGGUUUUGUCCUGCACUUUGCUAAAUUAUCACUUAUGUUAGUGGAUAAAAUAUUUAAACUCUUAAAAGACUUGUAAAUAUUGUCUCUUUGCAUAACAAAAUGUGAUAUGCCAUGGUUUACAGAAUGUAAUAUUACUCUUACUGUAUUGCCAACAAAUCUGCAUAGAUUUUAAUAUGAAUGAAGUUUGCAAGCAUCCUUUUGAAUGUAUAGACUGUUAACAUGUUUUAUGGCAGAGCCAUGAGUUUGUUAAAAUUUCAGGUGUAGGGCAGGAUUGCCCUUUCUAAUGAGUAGAUUAAAAUUGAAGUUGUUGUCUGAGAUAUUCUGCAUUGCACCUGAAACCAAGAACCUUACUUUUUCCAUUUAAUUUAAUAAUAUCCAUUUUGUCCUCCACUCCCACCCCUCAAAAAAUUCAUUUGAUAUCCAACCAACACAUUUCACAGCCUCGCUGUACUUAUUUCCUGUUAUGUAUCCUUUCCCCCUUUUGAAAAUACACACAGUUAUCUUUAAGGAGUAUUUCAAGAUUUCAGAUAUCUUGGGAGGUGUCUAGAUCUUCAUGAAAGCCACUGCUAAUCCCUUUUUGGAGUUCUGAUAUUCUGCUUUGGGAAAGAGGGAGAGGUAAUUGAGAAGCUGUACUUAAAGAAUACAUAGUGGCUGAUUCAUAAUUGAUAAAAUAUUCUUUAUAUUUUUGAUGAUAUUUUUUAAACAUUUAGAUAUUAUUAAUGAGGAAAGACAAGUACAUAUUUCUCUUUCUCCUCCCAAGUAAGAUGAGUGAGAACACCACACUUAAUUUGAAUUUUUAACAUAAUUAAAGCUUUAUAUUGUGUUAAUUGAACUGCAAAUGUAUGCCUGUAUAUAGGCAUUAUUUGUAAAUCCUAUUGCUAAAAAGAAAUUAAAAGUAUCUGAGAUUGAAUAAUAUCCUAUAUUUCAUCUUACUAGUUUUAGUAAAACUUUUUGGACAAACAUUUAUCCCAGUGAAGAGAACAGUCAUUUCUUCAUAAAAGGUCAAGUCUUUAAAGCCAUUUUUAAAAUUUAUGCCUAAUUUGAAAUCCACGGUCCUGGACCAAUAAAAGAAGAGGGGAAAAAGCGACACUGUUUGAUCUAUGACUGUAAUUGUUUGCACACUUUUCCACCUCCCUCUGUAGAACCCCAUUACCCCCAUGCCACCAAGCCAUCCAGAAUCUUUAACUUUUAAUAUGUGUGCCUGUAAAUAUCAUUUGUCUGUCUGCUGCAAAAUUAAAUAUGUAUUUUUAUAGACAAGGUGGAAACCUCUAAAAAUGCAUACCAAAUGUCUUGUUUUAUAGCUAAGGUCAGGGAAAAAUUGUAUCUGUGGUUUAUGCUCCAGCUAAUAUUAUCAGGUUUAUGCUUCAAACUGUGAUUGUGUAAUACCAAAUUGAUUUCCAGAAUACAACAUUUCUAAUUACCAAUGAUAGAAUAAUUUUAAGUGUCAAUCCUAAAAUUUUAUUUUUUUCUGUAUACUUAGAAUCUGGCCAUGUGAUGGUCAUAGUGACUUUUCUGCCAUGUAUAAAUCACACUUGGUUUUGCUCAAAGAACAGCACGAAGUAGUGAACUGUUUCUAUGAAACAAAUAUUGAGACAGAAAUUGAGUGCAUCUGGAGGUGACAGAAUAUAACUUGAGUUACAGUAACAUUUGUCAUAAAAAAUCAUUUCCCAGCAUUUGUGAACUUUUUUUUAAUACCUCCUCUAGUUGCUUUUAAAUGUAUUAUUUUAUAGUUCAUUAUGCUGGUUGACUCAUCUUAUUUUCUUGAACUACUCAGAAAAUACACAAUUUUCUUUCUUCUUUCUUAUAUGACUGCUUUUCCAAACUAUUUUCCUAUGAAGCAGGCUGAUUAGCAGUUGGGGAUUUUGGAGUGCUUUGGUGGAGGGUGUUUUCUUUUCAAUGAAAUUGGCAGCAGUGAAUGAUGAAAUGGCAAAGCACAACGUGGUCAUUAAUCACUCCCCCAUUGACCUUUUUUUUCUUUUAUCCUCAGGAUAGAGCAUACUUGGAUAUUUCUGUCAAGUUAGCAGAAUAUUUUUGUGAAAGCUGUUUUUAGGUUGAAUAAAGUAAUUGGGAAUUUCUUUGUUACAUGAUAUUCUUUUAUGAAACCUGCUGUGGUAGUUUCCAGAGAAAAUAACAUCUAGUUGCCAAAGUAUAUAAAUCUCGCAAAGCUUUGAAGUUGUAAGCUAAAACCAUUGCUUCUUUGACUUCUGUUAUGCAUCUCCAUCCCAAUGCCCCUUUAAACAACUAAAUUAUGUAGAAAAUGAAAUUAAGCCCUAACCUUUUUCAGCUACUCUCUGUUCCCUCCUACCCACUCUAUUAAUUUAGGAAAGACACCAUUGUAGUUGAACAUUAGAAGCAGACGGAGAAGUGCCUUGUCUUUUUUGAACAAAGAUAACAUUUUAUGUUGAAGGAACCAGAAUGAAUGAAUUGGUAGAUCAUUAGAUUUAAAACCAUCCUUUUCAAGUAUUAGAAUAUUUCACUAGCAUAUUAUAUUUCUUCUAUUUAUUAUUUAAAGCAUGUUUCUUUGUUUUCCCCUAAUCAUAUUAUGUUAGUGUUAAAAUAUUACAGGACUAUCAAUCACUUACAAAACUGGUAUAAUUCUAAUGUUAGUAAAUAUGUAAUUCAACAUGGUUCUGAAAAAACAAUGGUCUUUGAAGCCCUACAAAAACCCCUUAAGUAUUUAAUAUACAUACUAUUUAUAUUAUGAUCUAUAAACACUAAUGUCUGAUCAGUUAAUCUGUGUUAGCAUUUAGCACUCUGCCAUUUUUAAUGAAAUUCUUAUUUUUUCAUAAUUUGACUGACAUUACAUAGCAUUUGUAAGGCAUAGAACAAAUAAGGUUUUUCCAAGUGUAUGAGAGCUUUUAAAAAUUAUUAGCAUUUUAAUUUUGUUUACAAAUAAACUACCACUUAAAAAAAUCAAACCUCACUACUUGAACAUAAUAUCCCAAACAAUACUUCAUUAGAAUGAACUAUGUUGACCUAGGGGGAUGUAGAAAUUAUAUACACUCAUUUAACUGGAGUAGUUUCACAUAUGGAAAUGCUUUUUGCUAAUUGGAUUAUAAGAUGCCCAAAUUCAUCAAAGCUAAGUCCUCUUAUGCCUAUAAAAUUCUGCUUUAAAAAAAUUCAUUUUGCAACAAUUGUCAAAUUGUUCAGGUUCCUUUAAAUGAUGAACUAUUGGGAAAUUUUCCACAGAAAAGGAAUAUAUUUUGUUAAUAAUACUUGUUCAUGUAAUAUGGAGACUGAAAAAGGGGAUAUGUAUAUCCUUAUCUUGCCCCAAAUUUCUCUUUUGUGAUUCUGAGCCAGGCUUUUCAUGUUGAUGAUGGCAACAUGAGAAUAUAUUCCAUUAUAUGUGGACUUCAUCAGAUUCAUACUAUAUGAGGAAAUUAUCUAUUAUGGGCUUUGGACAAUUCACUUAAAUUACAUGUCAGUCUCUUUAUCUAUAAAGUCAUGGGGUUGAACUUAGAGCUGGACAGAAAAUUAGAGAUGACCUAACAUUCUGUGAUUCUAGGAAUCCUUAGGAAAAUUUUAUUCUACAGAAUCUCAGAAUGAUUUUUCUCAGAACUACUACCCUUGGUGGAAAUUCUCACAGUGCCUUGCACACAAUAAAUGUUUGAUUUGCCAACUGGCUCCCAGCUCAUGUGUGUUCACGUCACACAGACUCAAAGAACUGAUACCUGCUAGACCUCAGCCCCUCUAUGGUGAUAAAAAUAAGUGUAGUUUCCCUAGAAACCGAGGACUAAGGUCUGUGAGCUUUGCAUAUGUGGAAUCUGAUUAUGCAUUUGGUAUCCAGGCAAGAAUUAUAACUGUGACAAUAAUGGAGAUAUGGGAGGACCUAUUUUGACAAUGAUGUGAAAAGUUUCAUAUCCUGUCCAAUAUUUGCUUCAGUGUCUUACCAAUUUCCACAUCCUCAAAAAGAUUUAUUGGAACAAAUUGAUGUUAGAUGGAAAGAAAAGUAGUAUGGAAUUCAAACCCAAAUCAUUCUGGUUUAAUUCUUAGCUCUGCUGCUUAAUUCCUCUGUACCUCAUGUCCUCAUUGUGGAAGUGGGGACAAUAAUCUGGACCUACCUCACAGGGGAAUUGAGGAUUUUUUUUCAUAUAUUAAUGUGCUUUUGAAGUUGACUGAAAGAUAUACUGAAUAUCAUAAUUUUGUAAUUUCUAAACACAUUCCUUUAAAUCUAUGUUGUUAUGUUUUCUUUCUCAGUCAAACCCUACAGAACGAGUGUUGCAGUUAAUCUAUUUUAUCAGUAGUAAAUUUUGUUAUUAAUCCCCUAUAUGUUAACACGAGUAAUUGUGUUAUGUUAAUUAAUUCUUGACUUAGGGAGGAAAAGCAGGUGGAUGUAAACCAAUGAUUCCCAACUUGGGAAAGAUAAAGAUAGCAGUGGGGACAUCCUUGAACCUUUUUUAUAUUUCAAAAAGUAUACCAGGAAUCAUACAUUUAUCUAUAAUAUUUCUGCUGCACAAGCCAACUAAGUCAUUGAAUUUCCAUGCAUUUUGUUUAUAUUUUUCAAUCCUGCCUAACAUACUACUGGUUAUCCCACACUAAUCAGAAGUUGUGAAUGACAAUUGUUUUGAUUAGUAAAAGAAUGAAAAAGCCUAUUGUUACAUGCAGUUUAGUAAAUAAAAUACUUGAAAACAUGGGGAAGGAAUAAUAAAGGGAUCCCUAUGGUAAAAAUAUUGGAAGCCACUUUUAUAAAGGAACUAAGAUUAUUUGGCCCUCUCCACCAGGUUACUACCCAGUCCCUAAAUAAUGAAAUGCUAGACUGUGUGUGUGUGUGUGUGUGUGUGUGUUGGCUAGAUUGAGCUACAUAAUUUCAAGUUAGAAUCUGCCUUCUGUUUUCUUCUGUUUCAGGAUGAUAACUGAGCUAAUUUAUUUGGAUUGCAAAUGUGGAAAGUGUUAUAAUAUGUUCUAGCAUUGGAGUAAAUAUCAACUUCUGAGUCUCAAAGUAGUUCUGUAUAUAAACUUAACAUUAUGAGUCUAGGCAAUAAUUUCUCAAAUGUCCCUUUUAUUCCUGCUUAUUUGUUUGCUUUUAUCUUGGCUUAAUUUUCUUAAUUUUUCCUUUUUUCUAGUAAGCAAAUAGUGUAAAAUUGUUUUAAUGCCUGAACUUUGAACAAAUUACAGAUGUUUGAAAUUGUAUAAUCUACAAGCUAGUUCACCCUCCUUGGAUUAACCACAUACAAAUAUGAAUCUCAGCUGCAAAAACAGGAAAUUCUGGUAGCUGGAAGGUGAGCAUUGAUCCAAAACAUCUAUUUGAAAAGCCUAAGAUUUCUUUUUGGCAGAGGAUUCCUAUGGAGACAGCUUUAUCAGAAAAGAAUACAAGUGGAUAUGUCCAUUCAAACCAAGAACAUUUGUGCAUCUUGUAUUGUUACAUAGCCUGUGGAAUGAAUUUAUUUUUCUUCCAAGUUUGAGAGUGACUCCCCUGAAAGAACUCAACCUAUAUACAUACAGCUGUGCCAAAAUGAAGGACACCUGCCUCUCUGAAACUUUCACUGCUGCUUCUGUUGUUCACUUGUCAGAUAUAAAAUUUUAUUAUCUCAGGAUGCAAAAUUACAAUAAAGCGCAAAUCUAUGUUAAUGAA